This is a messenger RNA of Coniosporium apollinis CBS 100218, 2007 nucleotides long. RefSeq lists its product as uncharacterized. The transcript has a single exon. The record is from RefSeq and is a predicted model, not a curated record. The coding region runs from base 1 to 2007 and encodes 668 amino acids. NCBI's taxonomy places the organism in Eukaryota, Fungi, Ascomycota, Dothideomycetes.
AUGGCAGACGAUGGAGAAGUUGUAUUCACCUCGGUCAAGGACCGCAUCGCCGCGAUGAAGCUGAACGAAGUCGGCCGGUCACCUAUCGUACCGCAACCGCAUGGCCAACCCGGACCUCCGCGAGUGCGGCCUCCACCUCCAGCGGUUCCAGCACGGCCAGCUGCGUCCCGCGUACAAUCCACAAAUGUGCCCCCGGUACAAAGCAACGCUCCGACAACAGCCAGGCAUAUUGGCAACCAGCCUACACCAGUUACCAACCGCCCUAUUCUACCUCCGCCGCAAAUCAAGAAAACCAUUGGUGAUACCGAAGAGCGACCCUCACUCCCAGCGAGACCAUCCCAGGAAUCGGCAAAGACGCCCCCAUUACCGCCUCGUACACCGUCUGAGCACAGCGUGAGUAGACGAGACUCAAUCGAAUCGGUAUCGUCUGUACGGUCAGGCCAAUCUUCCUUCUCCGCCGCCUCGACACACAGCACAAGCUUCAGCGGCGCAUCACGAAGACCAUCCAACGAUGCGCAGUCAAGCAGAGUCAAGGCUCCCCCUUUCGACCCCUCGAAGCUGCCCGUCAUACUGGCCAAGAAAGAAGAGGAGACAAAAGAGCAGGCUAGAGCUCCCCUCAAGCCCACGUACUCGGCCCCCAAUGUUAUACCGAAGCCGCAACCAUCGCCCUUUACUCAGUCUCCGCCUCCUUUACCCAGUCGGCCUCCUCUCCCAGCGCGCCUCUCGGCAAAGCCCACUCAACCUGCCCCGCCGAAGCGCUCGGCUCUUGACUUCGCCAUGAACAGAAGUACCGAGACACCUCCCCCCGUGCCCGCAGCCCGACCUGCCUCCACCGCCAACGGCGCCCCCCCGCCCAUCCCGCUCUUGACCCGCCCCGACCUCAUCGCUCUCCAAGCCUCGAAACCCAGCUCCACCAGCCCAGGCACCUGCCUCAAAUGCCGGGACUUUACCGCCGCCGACACCCACGCCACCCGCUUUCCUCGCGAGUCCCUCCCAACCCACGAUCUCGCCAGGCUCGCUUCCCAACUCACAUUCCCCUUCCCUUCCUUGACCGACAAGGCCCGCGUGAUAUUCACCUGGCUCCACCACAACAUCGCCUACAACGUCGCCGACUUCUCGGCCGGGACCGUCAAGCCUUCCACCCCCGCCAGCACCCUCGGCACGGGGCUGGCCGUCUGCGAAGGCUACGCAGGCCUCUUCGCCGCGCUAGCCAUGCAUGCAGGUCUCGAGGCCAUGGUCGUAGGCGGGCACGGCAAGGGCACGGGAUAUGCGGCGCCCGCGCCAGGUGCGAGGUUGCCGCCUCCCAACCCCACCGGCCACGCCUGGAACGCCGUCCGCAUCGACGGCGGGGCGUGGAAGCUCAUCGACUGCUGCUGGGGCGCCGGCGCCGUGAACGGGAAGGGCUGUCCGUACGUGAAGCGCUUCGCGGCUGAGUGGUUCACGAUGUCCAACGAGGAGUUUGGGGAGAAGCAUUUCCCCGAGGAUGGCGGGGAGUGGUUUCGGAGCAAUGGGAGGAGGCUGGCGUGGGACGAGUAUCUCUUGCUUGACGCGGUGGAGCGGCCGCUGGUGUAUACGGGCGUGGAUAAGGAGCAUGGGCUCGGUGAGCGCACGUUCUUGCCCGGGGAGAAGAAGAUCAGGGUGAAUGAUGCUGCACAGCCGGCGGUGGUGAGGUUUCAGUUCGGCAAGAUUUGUGAGCAUUGGGAUCAUGAGGCCAGGGGGCUGGGAAAGCCGUAUCUGUUCCUGCUCAAGAUCGGGGGUAGAGAUGGCAGGGCGGAGGAGUAUCUGCCGUUUCGGUUCAAUGGGAAUGGGCAGGUGUGGUGGGUGGACUGUCCGAGGGUGGAGCUGGGCGCGCCGGGCAUGCAGGUCCUUGUGUAUACGUUCAGGGAGCUAAAUGGGAAGGAUAUGAGGGGUGCAACGGUGGGGGAUUGGGAGGGGAGGAAGAGGUGUAUCAAUGGGAAGGGUGCGAGUUGGGGCUUUGGAGGUGUGGCGAUGUGGGAGUUGGUGUAG